AUGUCUACCCAAACUGCUCCGGCCGUCCCCCCGCGACCGGCUCGAUCACCAAAGCCCCCCACGUCUAUAGACAACAGCAUGCCCAAAAUCCCGGCUCGCCCAUCCAACCGCCGCAUGGACCGGUCCAUGUCUCCAAUGCGGGACAGCUAUGCUCCAUCUCCCUUCAACGAGUGGAGUGGCCCGAGUCUCAGCCGAACCACCUCGAACGAUAUUCCCCAGCGCCCUCCGAGUGUGACAAUACCCUCCCUGGGUGAAGAGGGCAUUGAGUAUGCCGAUCUCAAUGUGGGGAACAUGUCCGAUAGCCUGAACCAGGCUCCGGCGGAGACUCGCAACGUUAGCAAUGACCUUAAGAUUCAUGCUCCGAGACCCUCUCUACCCGUAUCAAGUGCUAAGGCAAAGGUGCAGGCGGUAACCCGUACGGAUUCCCGCCAGGCCGCAGCAGCCGGACUGGGUCGUGAAGCCUCUCCCGCACGCGAGGAGCCGGACCGCGCUGGCCGCUCGCUGCAUUCCCGAGCGAGCCAUUCUAGGGCCGAUUCCUCCACUGCUUCGUCUGAUCGUCGCCAUUCCGCGCAGCUCGGCGAAGAGCCCGGCUUCCGAGUUCCCAUGUACCCCAAUGCGGGUGACGUUCAGGCGCCGUCCCCGGCCCCGUCGUAUCUAGAUCAGGGCUCUCAGCAGCGCCGUGGUCGUAACCAUAACCGCAGUCGGAGUGGCCGAGACGCCUCUUUGCCCCCGGGCAGUUAUGGUCUUCAUGGACACGGUGUGCCCAAUGCCGACAAGUUCGAGAAGGCAUGGUACGAAAAGCACCCUGAGGAAUUUGUCAAGGAAGAGGGACAAUACGGCCCUGGUGUUGGCACUCCUCGUCCCGACUGGGCCUUGAGUAGUGAUGACUUGAAUAAGAUUAUUAGAGCUCCAGCUUCAGCUGGUUCUGGUAGCGGUGCCUCGCCUGCUGCUGUUGGUACUCCGGAAGAGGAGGUUGGCUACCUUGCUUCAGAUGAAUAUAUGCACCGCAUUGCAUCACCAGCGCCGGAUUCUCGAUUCGAUUCUCAGCCAGCCGUGGAGUCCCCUCUGCGAAAGAUGAGUUUCCCCGUUUCGGAGACUCAGCCGAAGAGCCCUAUUCGACCCUUGUCGCACCAUCAUCGGAGCAGCUCGUGCGGUCAGCCUGAAGGCGUGAUCCAUGUCGACGAUCCCAUGCAUCCCCUUCAUCACCCGGACGGCUUUGCCCCUACCCCUGCAUUCGAUGAUCACACGUCCGAGCUAGAGGAACCCACUGAAUACGAGGAGCCCAUUCUUGCCGCCGAUGAGAUGCGCCCAGAAUCGGCCUAUCUGCACCCUGCAGUUUCCCCUACCUUUGAACACAGAGGAAGCUUCGAUGAAGAUGAGCAUAGGCGGACGCCUAGCUUCUCACAUAGUCGUUCUAACAGCAGGCCAGCAAGUGCCGGAGGUGCCCCUAUGCUAACUCGCUACGACUCGCGUGAGACGCAUGAGGAUAACCACACGCCGCUGGAAGAUGUCGAGGAAUACGAGCCCCUCUUUUCUGAAGACGAGUCUAAGAAGGAUGGUCCCAUCUCAGCAGCAGAGCGCUUCAAAAAGCGUCCGGACAACCUCAAGCACCGAUUCCCUAGUCAGGAUAUCUGGGAAGAUACCCCCAACAGUCUGCAAUACUACACUACUGUGACGACUCCGGACCUCCCCAAGCGUGGCUCCUCUGAGAGCUUUGAGACACCCGAGCAGGAAGCCGCACGCCGCAUGAAGACAGUCAAAAUGGAUUCUCACAAGGUGGCUAGUCAUAUUCUUGAGGGCGAUAAUGCUCGUGGUAAGGACAAGGGUUCGCGACCAGACUACAAGCGAUUCCCCAGCCGAGACAUCUGGGAGGAUGCUCCCGAUAGUCAGCAACUUGUGACUACCGUCGAACCCGCCACAGAUGAAGUCAAGAGCCCCGAUGCUUCCAAGCCUUCAAUUCCUCCGCGCCCGCAGAGACAAGCACAAUCAACAUCUCCCACAGAGAAGCGUCAGCCGCCGGGGAUUCCAGACCGACCCAAGCCUCAGAUCCCAACCCGGCCUGCAAAGUCUAGCUCCCAGGCUUCAGCCGAGGGCGCAGCCAUAUCUAAGGCGAAGCCCACGAUUCCAGCCCGGCCUGGUGGCAGCAAAAUUGCAGCUCUGAAGGCUGGCUUCCUCACAGACUUGAACUCGCGCCUCCAGCUUGGUCCUCAACAACCCAAGCCCCAGGAGACAGAGCCCGAGCCAGCGGCCGAGAAGCAGCCAUUGAGCGAUGCCCGCAAGGGAAGAGCCCGUGGCCCGACUCGGAGAAAGCCCGCCGUAGAGAAUGCCAACGCCCGACUACCCACCAUCCCCGAGAUCAAGAUCACCACGGCAUGGAACGUCUGGUCAGUCGGAGAGGACGGUGAUCUGACCGUCGGCAACGAGGCAUCUCCCACCAAGACUGAAGCCGCCAUUCCGUCCGAAUUCCCUGCAGCCCCCAAACUGGCCAAGAACACAGCUGGUGAACCUGUCGACCCAACCCCGCAAUCGCCAGCCGCUGAAAUUGUCUCACCCGGCACCGUCCAACCAAGCAUCGACCCUGUUCCCGCCGAACCCGAGACCACAGAACCAGUCGAAACCCCCGUGAUACCAACCGAGCCCGCACUUAAGAAAGACUCGCCUGGAGAAUCUCCACCAGGAGCCAGAGCCCUUUCCGAAGCGGCUCCAAUUUCCACAAAGCUAGAUGACGCCCUAGAGGACAUGGCCGCAACAGCCGACGGCAAGCGGUCAUCUGACGGCGAAAUUCAUGCAGCCGAGGAGUUCUAA
Penicillium atrosanguineum is the source of this 2805-nucleotide messenger RNA. RefSeq names its product Aim21 family protein. The transcript is spliced from 2 exons. The record is from RefSeq and is a predicted model, not a curated record. Bases 1 to 2805 code for a protein of 934 amino acids. NCBI's taxonomy places the organism in Eukaryota, Fungi, Ascomycota, Eurotiomycetes, Eurotiales, Aspergillaceae.